AUAUACUUUCUCAGAAUCUGGCUAUCAGAUGUUCCAAGUGAUGAGGUUUGCUGUUGAGGAAAUUAAUAACUCCACCACUCUUUUGCCCAAUGUUUCUCUGGGCUAUGAAAUUUUUGACCAUUGUUCUGACACAAAUAAUUUCCCUUCAGUCUUAAGUUUUAUCUCAAAAAAUGGAUCGAUAAAACCCAAAGAAAAACUCAAUAACUAUCAGCCUAAAGUGAUUGCUUUAACGGGGCCAUAUGGAAGCACAACAACUAUUACUAUUGCACCACUGAUCACAAUGGACCUUAUACCAUUGGUGAAUUAUGGAGCUUCCAGCUAUGCAUUAAGUAAUAAACUGCAGUACCCCUCUUUUCUAAGAACAGUGCCCAGCAACAAAGACCUGAUUGAAAUGAUUAUUCGCAUCAUACAAUGGUUUGGUUGGAACUGGGUUGCCUUUCUUGGUGGCCAAGACGAUUACAGUGAAGACGGCCUAAGUCUUUUUAACAAGUAUAUACGCAAUACUGGAAUUUGUUUGGCCUAUCAAGAGGCUCUAAGUCAAAGGGCAAACUACAGUCUAACACUUAAAAAGAUUGAUAUGCUUAACAUCAAUGUCAUUGUUGUUUUCGCUGUGACACAAUAUGCAAGCAACAUUAUCAAAGCAGCCAUAGCAAACAACAUCCAAGACAAAGUAUGGAUUGCAAGUGAAGCAUGGGCUAUGAAUCAACAGCUUCCAAGAGAGCCAGGAAUUGGGAAAAUUGGAACAGUUAUUGGCAUUACAGAAAGAUUGUUGUCUUUGCCCGGAUUUAAUGAAUUCAUCUAUAAAGAUAGGGGAACAACUGAUGUUGGCCAUAAUGAUAGUGCUGAUAGUGAAGUCAAGAGUAAUAGUAAGACAUGUAAUCAAGAUUGUAAUUGCUCCACAACGUUGACCGCAGAGGAGAUUAUAAAUGAAAAUCCCACAUUCUCAUAUGCCAUCUAUGCUGCCAUAUAUUCCAUAGCUCAUGCAUUACAUAAGGUUCUGCAGUGUGACAUGAAUGAAUGCAGCAAAAACACAACAGUUAAGCCAUACGUGCUUCUAGAACAAAUCAAGAAGUUGGACUUCCCACUUAACGGCCGUCAGGUGAAAUAUGAUGAAAAUGGUGAUCCAACUGUCAGUUUUGCAGUCAUACGCUGGAAUACUGAAACAAAUCCUCCACUAUUUGAUAUGGUUGGCAUAUAUGAUACAUAUCCAGAAAUUACCUUUACUAUCAACAACUCUCUCUUGUCCUGGCAUAACAAUGGUUCGGUUCCUUUCUCAAACUGUUCUGUUGAGUGCAAAGAAGGAUUUUCGAGGGAACCUGAUGGAUAUCAUAGUUGCUGUUUUCUGUGUAAAAAAUGUCCACGUAACAGCUAUGUGAAUUAUUCCCGUGAGUACUUUAAGAGAUGAA
Rhinichthys klamathensis goyatoka is the source of this 1406-nucleotide messenger RNA. Its product is annotated as taste receptor type 1 member 1-like. Gene Ontology annotation, biological process: G protein-coupled receptor signaling pathway. The transcript is spliced from 4 exons. The record is from RefSeq and is a predicted model, not a curated record. Gene Ontology annotation, cellular component: membrane. NCBI's taxonomy places the organism in Eukaryota, Metazoa, Chordata, Actinopteri, Cypriniformes, Leuciscidae. Gene Ontology annotation, molecular function: G protein-coupled receptor activity. The coding region runs from base 29 to 1405 and encodes 458 amino acids.